AUGAGUAUUCCUCGGCUCGAACUACAGGCUGCUGUUUUGGGUACUCGGUUAAUGGUUACAAUUUUGAAGGAACAUUCCGUUAAGGUAUCAAGGAUUAUUUGUUGGAGUGAUUCUACAACUGUAAUAAAUUGGAUUGGCUCAGAAAGUCGCCGUUACAAACCUUUUGUUGCCCACAGAAUUACGGAAAUUCUUGAAUCUACUAGCCCUGCAGAUUGGAGAUGGCUGCCAACAAAUCUAAAUGUUGCGGAUGAAACUACAAGAAUGAAAAGCCAAGUUGAUUUUUCUGAUGAUUCCCGCUGGUUGAAUGGUCCUAAAUUUCUUUAUGAUUCUGAAGAUAAUUGGCCCCAAAGAGUAAACGUAGCCCCAAACGAACAAGAUUCGGAAGAACUUCGUCCAAAAUUUGCUCUACUGGUAAAUAUACAAGGAGUUAUUAAUUAUACAAGAUUUUCGUCCUAUUUGAAACUAAAACGUACAGUAGCUUGGAUGUUACGUUUUAUAAACCGCUGCCGAAAGAAGAUUAGUCCUGAUGAGGAGAAUGGUUUAACUGCAGUUGAGUCAAAAAAUGCUGAGAUAUUUCUUUGCCGUCAAGCACAACAGGAGCAUUUUUGCGAAGAAAUUGAAAUUAUUAAAAAUCAAGGUAGUCUGCCCAAAAGUAGUGAUUUGUAUGCCCUGUGCCCGUAUAUGGAUGAAAAUUCAUUACUUCGUGUUUAUGGCCGUGUGGACGCAGCUAGCUGGUUACCAUUGGAUAUAAGGCGUCCGAUUAUAUUACCGUCGUUCCAUCCUGUUACCGAGUUGUUUGUGGCCCAUGUACACGAAAAGAUGAAACACCAAAAUUUUGAAUCCACAAUAUGUGAAAUUAGAAGAUCAUUUUGGAUUCCUCGCCUUAGAAAAAUUUUGCAUAAGCGUGUUUCUAAUUGUUUUAUUUGCAGAUUUCGUCGUACAUUGCCGGUGCCACCACUUAUGGGUUCUUUGCCAAAGGACAGGUUGACUCCAUAUAUUCGUCCCUUUUCCUACACUGGUUUGGAUUACUUUGGCCCACUUACUAUUACAAUUGGUCGUCGCCAUGAAAAACGCUGGGUGGCUUUAUUUACUUGCCUGACCAUAAGAGCCAUCCAUUUAGAAGUCGCCUUUGAUUUGUCCACAGAUGCGUGUAUUCUUGCCAUACGCAACUUUAUAAAUAGACGUGGCCUUCCUACAAGACUCAGGAUCGACAAUGGAAAAAAUUUUGUUGGUGCUGAUCAAGUAGCCAAGCGGUUCAGUGAAGUAUUUGAUGUGGCUCGUAUUCAAGAUGAAUGCUCUACGAAGGGUAUAGACUGGCAGUUCAAUUGUCCCCACAAUCCUGCGGAAGGUGGUAUAUGGGAACGUAUGGUCCAGUGCGUCAAACGUGUCUUGCAGUCAACUUUAAAAGAAUCGGCCCCCCGGGAACAUACGUUUCAAAGUUUCCUUAUUGAAGCGGAAAAUAUUGUGAAUUCUCGUCCCUUAACGCACUUGCCCUUGAGCCAUGAAGAUGAGGAACCACUAACGCCGAAUCAUUUUUUGCUGGGUUGCCCUAAUACAUCGCAAACUCCUGCGGGGGAAGUAAAUGUUCAACCAAUGGUCCUGAGAAAGCAGUGGCGCAUUUCCCGUCAGUUACGUGAUCACUUCUGGAAGCGGUGGAUAAGAGAAUAUUUACCCACGAUGACUAGACGUUCCAAGUGGUGUCAACGUACGAAGCCCAUUGCUGUUGGUGAUUUAGUCCUAAUUUGUGAUCCAGUCGUGUCUCGUAGAGAUUGGAAGCGUGGUAAAGUUCAAGAGGUGUUUAAAGGGAGAGAUGGUGUUAUUCGUCGUGCUAAUAUUCGCACUAGUACUGGAUGUUUAAUGCGCCCUGUUUCCAAGCUGGCUAUCCUUGAUUUGGAAUAG
Molecule: messenger RNA, 1899 nt
Organism: Lucilia sericata (common green bottle fly)
Lineage: Eukaryota; Metazoa; Arthropoda; Insecta; Diptera; Calliphoridae
Exons: 1
Coding region: 1-1899 (632 amino acids)
Biological process (GO): DNA integration
Molecular function (GO): nucleic acid binding
Source: RefSeq, a predicted model, not a curated record